GAUGAGAAUCGCUGGUUGGCCGUGUACCAGUAAGCGUGAGUAAGCGUGUUUGUAAUAGAGUGAAAAAGCGCGGUCAGGAUUGCUGAUGCAAUCCUCCUUAUUCCUUGUGCAAGCAUAUCCUGUAUUCCUAUUUAAGUCUUUUUGUUUCCCAUAUAACUAUUGAAAGCAAGAUAAGAAAUACCUUGGUUACUAUGGUCAAAUCGUCCCCGCCACGUUGUUACACUGGGGACGGGUACCAUUAACGUUGAGAAGAAGAAGAAGAUGAAUGAGAUGAAUCAAGCGAUAUAUUUUAAUAAAGUUAAUGCGCGAAUAUUUUUUAAAAUAAAUGUAUAUAAUAAUAAUAAAUAAUAAUUUUAAAAAUACCCCCAUCACUUCCGAUUUUGAUCAAAUUAGGCUCAUUCGACGCAUUUUUUUUUUUUUUUUUAUUACCUACUGAAAUCGGUUUAAAAAUUGUUUUCAUCAAAAUUGAAGAUGGUGGGGGUAUUGUUAACAACUACUAAAAUUGGAAUUACAAUUGAUUAAUUUACAAAUUUAUUCAUAUUUUCUAUGACAUGCGUUAAUAAAUUAGCGAAAUAUGUAUCGAUGAAAACGUAAGAGGAGCUAGAUCUACUAUAUGUAUUUAGAGGUUAGAUACGAAAAGCGAAAACUUGAGGAAAGUGAGAGAGAGAGAGAGAGAGAGAGAGAAUGAAGAAAGGAAGGCGAUGGCGAGGACGAGGGCGAGAUGGCUUCAAUAAUGGCGUCUCCUCGACCCAAGUCACCUCGAAUCCCAGUUUCUACGAAGAAAGACGAUAAGGAGGAAAGUUUUUGGGAUAAAAUUGGAACGCUUGGACGAAAGAAACGCAUUAAGGAAGUAAAAGAUGUGCAAGAAGAAGGAAAAUAUGCGAUUGAUUCACCUGGAUAUGCCGCUAAUCCUGAUAUGCCACCAGAGGAAUAUGCUCUCGAUGAGAAUGAAGAACGUUCCAUGAUAGAGCCAAAAUCUUUAGAAGAUUCCAAACUACAAGAAUUGAUAUUUGUCUUGAUCGAAUGGAUCAAUGACGAAUUAGCUGAUCAGCGAAUUAUUGUGAAAGAUAUUGUAGAAGAUCUUUACGACGGACAAGUGCUACAGAAACUUUUAGAAAAGUUGACAGGAGAGAAAUUAGAUGUACCCGAAGUAACUCAAUCCGAGGAAGGACAAAGGCAAAAGCUCGCUGUUGUUUUAUCCGCUGCUAAUCGUGUAUUGGGUCGAUAUCCACCUUACAAAUGGAGCGUCGAAUCUGUACAUUCGAAAAAUAUUGUUGCGAUUCUGCAUUUGCUGGUUGGCUUAGCGCGGCUCUUUCGUGCUCCCGUUAGAUUGCCAGAAAGAGUUGCCGUUCAAGUGGUCGUGGUACGUAAAAAGGAUGGUCAGUUGAUACACAGAACGGUGAGAGAAGAGUUAACGACAACGUACGACGAUUUGGGUAUGCGUUGCGAGCGUGAUGCAUUCGAUACUCUUUUCGACCACGCGCCCGAUAAAUUGGCCGUUGUAAAGAAAUCAUUGGUAACAUUCGUGAAUAAGCAUUUGAGCAAAGUACAUUUGGAAGUAACAGAUCUGGAUACUCAAUUCCAUGAUGGGGUCUUCUUGAUUCUAUUGCUCGGCCUUUUGGAAGGUUUCUUUGUUCCAUUAGGUAGCUUUCAUUUGACACCAAAGACCAUCGAUCAAAAAGUUCAUAACGUUUCAUUCGCAUUUGAUAUUAUGAGAGACAUUGGACUACCGAAGCCGAAAGCUCGUCCUGAAGAUAUCGUAAACCUGGAUCUAAAAUCUACUCUUCGCGUGUUAUAUAAUCUCUUUACGAAAUAUAAGGGGCUAAAUUAGUGAAAUUGAUUGUAUUCAAUCAAUUAGCUUUUCACACAAAUGUCAUAUUAUUAUUAAGUUGAUAGUCUUAUUAUUCCAACAAUCGCGAUGAACGAUCUGCGAUACUACCUUAUCUGCUGCGGUACUAUCUUAUUAAACUGCCAUUGGAGAGCUAUUUAUAACAAUGGAUUUAACAUGGAUCUGAUUUUUUUAGUUGUACUUUUUUACAUUUCGUCAAGUUUUAUUUUCUUCGAAACCAAAUACACAAUAGAUAAUCCGUGUAAAUGUUCGUAUCGUAUGUUUAUUUCAAUCUGAUGAAAUGUAAAAAGAACGUACAGCUAGAUGUACAGAACAGAGAAGAUGAUGUGUACGUUGAGCUUAAAGUAAUGUGUCUUUGUAUUCGUAUAAAGUAUAAUAUAUUUUAUAUAAAUAAUAUACAUAUAUAUUUAUCACACAGGUUUUGAAUUAUAACGACGUUUAUUAAUAAA
Solenopsis invicta (red fire ant) is the source of this 2298-nucleotide messenger RNA. It is a transcript of the gene parvin, whose product is annotated as beta-parvin. The transcript is spliced from 5 exons. Gene Ontology annotation, biological process: substrate adhesion-dependent cell spreading; cell projection assembly; actin cytoskeleton organization. The record is from RefSeq and is a predicted model, not a curated record. Gene Ontology annotation, molecular function: actin binding. NCBI's taxonomy places the organism in Eukaryota, Metazoa, Arthropoda, Insecta, Hymenoptera, Formicidae. Gene Ontology annotation, cellular component: actin cytoskeleton; cytoplasm; focal adhesion. The coding region runs from base 722 to 1831 and encodes 369 amino acids.